Notechis scutatus (mainland tiger snake) is the source of this 9491-nucleotide messenger RNA. The record is from RefSeq and is a predicted model, not a curated record. Lineage: Eukaryota; Metazoa; Chordata; Lepidosauria; Squamata; Elapidae.
GGCCGGUCGCGCUGCCUGGCGGGCGCCUGCCGCGGAGGAGCCGGAGCCGGAGCCGCCGCAGCCCCGCCGAAUGAUGUGCUUGGUCAGCGCCGCGAUGAAAGCUCAAAUUGAAAUUAUUCCAUGCAAGAUCUGCGGAGACAAAUCUUCAGGAAUCCAUUAUGGUGUGAUUACCUGUGAGGGUUGCAAGGGCUUCUUCAGGAGGAGCCAGCAGAGCAAUGCCACCUAUUCCUGCCCUCGCCAGAAAAACUGCUUAAUUGAUCGAACCAGCAGGAACCGCUGCCAGCACUGCCGCUUGCAGAAAUGCCUUGCUGUGGGGAUGUCGCGAGAUGCUGUCAAGUUUGGCCGCAUGUCCAAAAAACAGAGGGACAGCUUGUAUGCAGAGGUCCAGAAGCAUCGGAUGCAGCAGCAGCAGCGAGACCACCAACAGCCCCCCGGAGAAGCGGAGCCGCUGACCCCGAGCUACAGCAUCACGGCUAACGGCCUGACGGACCUGCACGACGACCUCAGUAAUUACAUAGAUGGCCACCCUCCUGAAGGUAGCAAAGGCGACUCUGCGGUUAGCAGCUUCUACUUAGACAUACAACCUUCUCCAGACCAAUCGGGCCUUGAUAUUAAUGGCAUCAAACCAGAACCAGUCUGUGACUACACUCCCACGACGGGCUUCUUUCCAUAUUGCUCCUUUACCAAUGGGGAGACCUCUCCUACUGUGUCCAUGGCAGAAUUAGAACACCUUGCACAGAACAUCUCUAAGUCACACAUGGAAACCUGCCAGUACUUGAGGGAAGAGCUACAGCAGAUCACCUGGCAAACGUUUCUGCAGGAGGAAAUUGAGAACUACCAGAGCAAGCAAAGGGAGGUCAUGUGGCAGUUAUGUGCGGUGAAGAUAACAGAAGCAAUACAGUAUGUCGUAGAGUUUGCCAAACGCAUCGACGGCUUUAUGGAACUAUGCCAAAACGAUCAAAUUGUGCUUUUAAAAGCAGGGUCUUUAGAGGUUGUGUUUAUCAGAAUGUGCCGUGCCUUUGACUCUCAGAACAACACAGUGUACUUUGAUGGCAAAUACGCUGGCCCAGAUGUAUUCAAAUCAUUAGGCUGUGAAGAUUUCAUUAGUUUCGUUUUCGAAUUUGGAAAGAGUUUAUGUUCUAUGCACCUUACUGAAGACGAGAUUGCAUUAUUCUCAGCUUUCGUUUUACUAUCUGCAGAUCGAUCAUGGCUUCAGGAAAAGGUAAAAAUUGAAAAGCUCCAGCAAAAAAUUCAGUUUGCGCUUCAACAUGUACUGCAGAAAAACCAUCGGGAAGAUGGAAUAUUAACAAAGCUAAUAUGCAAAGUGUCUACCUUAAGAGCCCUGUGUGGACGACAUACAGAAAAGCUCAUGGCGUUCAGAGCAAUAUACCCAGAGAUUGUGCGACUGCAUUUUCCUCCCUUGUACAAGGAGUUGUUCACUUCAGAAUUUGAGCCAACGGUGCAGAUGGAAGGGUAAAGGGAUCUUCUCAAGCCUCCUGGAAGCUCUUGGGGGGGGGACAAACAUUCAAGCAGAAAGAGAGAAGAAAGAGAUUCAACUGAGACACUUUGGUGGCCCUGCUUAAGACGCCAGGAGCCAGCACACUGCAGCUCUUCCGGGCACCGGCGCCAGGCGAAGGAGGGGGAGAACGCAGCAAGGGUCGGACUUCCUUGUCUCCUUGGCCCCGUUGCUGCGAUGCCCACCCAGAGGGGCCCUCCCCCCCCCACCUGGACUUCUCCGUCUUCGGCCUCUGUUUACACAGAAGGAGGGCUCUCCUCUGUCUUUGUAACUCACUGCCCACAGAGACGCUCGCUGAACAAGGUCCGACACCGAACCUCCAGCUCGACUCCGGCGACUGGUGUGCACUGCGGAGGCAUCGCUUCAUCAGUUUUUGCACAACUUUUGCUCAUUCUUUCAUGAAGGACGAUGUCUUUUCACCGUACCGCGAUUGCCGCCGGGCGGGAUGGCAUGAAAAGAGUCCAUAGCAAUAGCAUUAUAAUCUAUUACAGGGUAAAUGGGCAUGAAGUCAAUAUAUAGCAAAAAGAGAUGAUAUUGUUUAUAUAUUGUUUUAAUUAAUAUAAAAAAAAAUUGUAGUUAACUGGUAUAGCUUUUAUUGUUGAAUUGAUAAGGCACUUUCAUUUUGCACCUUUUUUUUCUUUUUAAAUUAUAUGCUGGCGUGUUCAGUGUUUGUGCUGCAUGUACACCAGAAAUCCAAGUUUUCACGGAGGGUUGGAAGGGAGAGGAGGACACUGCAAAGGAGGUUGUGCUGCUAUUCCCCACGUUUCCUUUGGCAGGGAGAGGCAGGCCCUGGUCCUGCGAUGCCCUUCCAGGGUCUUUGUGGAAGGAGCGGGAGGGAGGGAGGGAGGAGGGACGUCAAGUUUCUAAAGCGUUUUCUGGGUCUUAAAACUAUGAUUUUAUUGGAGAAGCAAAAAUAAAUGAAUCCCUAUUUUGAAACCAGAUUGCUGACAAUGGGGAUUGAAAAGGAAAAAAAAAAGCUAUGUUUAAUCACUUAACAAAUGUGUUGGUUUUUUAGUAACACCUUUUCAAAAUCAGCUCAUUUCCUGGAGUGAGUAAAUAUGGAUUCCGACAACCAAAUUUAGACAGUUGUGUUUUGGAAAUAUUGGUCCUAAUACUUUUGUUUACAUUUUGUGUGUGUUUGUGUAAUUAUGUGUGUGUGUGUGUGUGUGUUUGGAGAGAGAAAAAAUACAACAAAUUAAGACAGGUAGGGUACAUACAUUUUUUUUUCUCGUGGAUAGGGUCCAUGGACUUAAAUCUUGUAUUCAGUGCACAGACACCCGACUAUUCGCUGAAUUGGGACACAGCUGGAGGCUUGUUUAAAAAACCUGCUCUUGCGUGUUGCUACUUCCUUUGUAAACCAAGAGGUGCUACUUGCCCCCUUGCUUUACAAUCUGUUCCAAACAGAAGCUGCCACGGGAGGUGGUCGAACACUUCGGGAGCUUGGAUCCAGCAGUUGCCAUCUUGAUUUCUUGGUCACUCCACCUUUUGAAAUCUAAAGCAAUCUGAAUUCAUGCUCUACCUACCACAUGCUACACUUUAGCCACCCGCACCUGGAAUCAUGAGCAAGAAGCUCUAUAUUAAGAAUUAUUUAUAUCAUGGCCAAUGAAAGCCACCUAUUGAAAUGCAAAAUCUGAUCCAAAAGUGGUGACACAAGUUGGACUCCACUUCUCCUGUUGACAUUCCAUUUGCUCAUUGGACCACUUUGAAAUCUUGGAGAAAGUUCCCUCAAAAUGACCAGAAGUUCCAGUUGGAUUCCUGGUCUUUAACGUUGUGUUUAGAGCCAGUGACCAAGGCUGUAAUCCUAUGCCCUUUGAUCUCCCGUUGAGUUCAGCGGGAUCUCCUGCCACAUAAGACUUACCUAAGGCUCUUGGGUUGAGUUGUUGUAUCACCCAUAUUUAAAUAAACCAAUUGCAUAGUCUUUCAUUCUUGUGUAUUUCACUUCUCUGCAUCUUGAAGUACAAUCUGUAUUAGCAGUGAAAACGUUUAUCAGAGCAGCUUAGGUAUUUUUAAUUUAUUGACCAUUAAUGAACUGUAAUUGUUCUGAGAGUCAUUUUCAAUUCUGAUUCCAGUUGUCUUUUUAGUUGUAAAAAAUCCAUCAAGAAUGGAAGUGGAUUGAGAUGUUUAUUCACGGACACUAGUAAUGUCAGCCAGACUUGCUAGCUACUCUUCUUUAAAAACUAAGUUAAAAGAAUAACAAGCUUUGGCAUCCCAAUGAUCUGAAUAUAAAGAGUAUGUAGGGAUGUGUCUUCUUGUCUCGAACUCUUUAUCCUUGACCUAGAGACCAUUUUACUAGGCAGCUAAAACUUUUGAGAAGAAUAUUUUCAUCCUUUGCUUCAUCAUCAAGCAUUCUGUAGGAUCAUGUGUGUACAGAAACCAUAUCAGAGUUUGUUCAUGUUCUGUCAUGUUUAUGAAAGAAAAACAAUGAGUUUUGGUUUGGAAAUCAGCAUUAUUUAUGGCUCAUUUUUUACAUUUAAGUGCUAAUAGUAGGAGCUUCUGGUUGCUUGUAAAUUUCCAGGGUUCUGACAGGGAGCAUUGUCUUCCUUGUGGCAGGUGAUUGAUCAAGUGCCAUCAUGUCUGUGUCGACACCUAGUGACUUUCUAGAUAGAUUUUCUGCAUCUGGUCCUUCAGGUCUUUCAACCCGAGUUACAACAUUGUGGCUGGAGGGUGGUCAUCCUAUUCUCUUUUCUUCUGUCUUUCCCAGCACUAUAGGACUUUGCGUCCUUAAAUUGGUUGAUUGAUUAUAUGCCACCAGUUGUUGAUUGUUAGCAACCAUGACCUUCCGUCCUUCGCUUGGUCCCUGGGGUCUUCCAGCAGCAUCCCCAUCACCACUUAACUGAAUCCCACCACCUUCUGCUGAUCAUCCUCUUCUUCUCUUUCCUUCCCACCUUCCCAGUACAAGAACUUUUUCCAGGGAGUUAAGUCUUCAAACAAAGUGUCCAAAACAGGAUAAUUUGAACUUGGUCGUUUGUGCCAUGAGUGAGAAUCCUGGAUUGACUUGUUGGAUGAUCCAUUUUUUUAAAAAAAAAAAAAACAUUUCUUAAGAUGUUGAUGCUCUUCUCGGGAGUCUUACUCAGCCCCAAAGUUCAAAAUCAUCAACCCUCUUCCUUCCCUGUUUCUCUAGGGAAGGACCGCAGGGAAUACCAUGGCUUGCUCUGUUCUGAUCAUCUCCUUUUAGUUAAUUGCAAAUUACAUUUUGAUAACGAUAAAACGGUGCUGACCACCUCUUAUGAAAGAUGCCGAGAGAGUCCGUAAUCAGCGGUAUCUGCUUUGAAUAUCAGAUCAGAGGGGAAACCCAUCAGCAAAAACAAAAAAUCCAGGAAUAAGCUUUAACAUUGGUAGCCUAAUAUACUUGUUGGAUAUAACAAACUCCAGGUGGGAUUCAGCUAUAUAAAGUGUAGCAUGCUCUGUGGUGGGAGCAUAUCAAGGCUUCACGAUAUACCUGCAGGUGAACUCCAAGUGAACUGGCAGUUAAAAUUAAUUUGGGUUUUCAUCCUCCCAUCCUCUUUUUGGGUGGACCUAUUGCACCAAUUUAAAAGAAUGCCGGUGGUCCUGGACCUUGAUGGCACAGUUCUGUCUGUCGUAUUUAUAUUGUUUAAAAUUAUGAACUGACAUGAUAGGUGACAUUCUUUCAAAUCUGGUUGUCUUUUUAGGGAGCUUUUCAUUAUCAUGAGGUUAUCAAGGUCUGAAUGUGUGUGUACUCUUGAACAUGUGGGGUGUAGGUGUGCGUGGUUGUUGUUAGGCCAUUAAGUGUCCAUGGAAUAAAGAAAAUGUGUUGAAGAUAUGUAAGUCAAAAAAUAGAAGGUGGAAAAAAUAUUCUAUAUAAAGCCUUGUCUGGACCACUUAGAGAGACUUCUAUUUUUUUAACCCUUCUAUAAAUAUUUGGUGGCACUUGAAAUAUUCCUGCAAUAAAAUGUGAUUUGUGUAAAGGUAGAAACAAACAAAAAAGAUUUUGUAAUGUGAAAAAAAAAAUGAAAGAAAGCAAUGUAAUUUUUCUAAAAAAGAAAAACAAAAAACAAACCAACUUUGUAUUAUUUUUGUGGAUGGAAUUUGUCUACUUGUCUUUGGGAAAAGCAUUUGAUCUCAUUGGAUGUGCCAUAGCAGAGGCGUGUGGGUGGUGGGUCUUUUUUUUCGUUACGUCGUAGGUGAAAGGAAGGAAGUGAUUUUGUGUUUCCGACAUUCCAUAAAGCGUGAGGCCAUCACAAAAUAAUCCGUGUAUUCGUGAGCUUCCGUCUUCGUUGCUUUUUUUUGCACAUGUCGUUCAUUUCUCUCUAGUGCAAUAUGGACGCGUAGAGCACUUGUGGGUUUUACUCAGGGAAAAUUACAUAUUUGUUAUACAGGGUUUUACGUUGUCGUUUUUUGUGGUCGUUUGGGGUGGGGUGGGGGCUGAGGGAUGUUUUUUUCUUUUGCUAAGGAAUGUCGAUUGAAUCACCUGUUGUCAAGGGGCAGCCAGAUAAUAAUCCUAACGCCACUGCCAAAACCCUGAAUCUUCUCUCGUUCCGGCCCUGCCAUUCACCACAACAAUUCCUGACCAUUCUUUGUGCGAAUUGGAAAAAAAGAAAAAAGGGUAUAUAAGCACCUUAUGAUUGACUUAACUGUGAAUGACAAUCCAUCUUGUGAUCGGUAAUAGAUGCCCAAGAAUUUAGAAGUUUUUGUUAAAGCUCAGGGACCUUUCAAACUCUUCAACAGGGAGACCAGAGUUAUGGGUCAAAACUCUUUUGAGAAACGUGGGGGCUCUUCUUACAUUGAGCAACUAAUCUGGACAGACCUUUGUCCCCAUGGAAUGUCACUUGUUUGGAUUCUCAAAUUUCGGCUACUUAACCCUGUUAAAGAUUCAAACUAAACCAACAGGAGAGGGUUUACAGCAAGAGUGUCCAAUCUUGGCCACUUUAAGACCUGUGUAUUUCAACUCCCAGAAUUCCCUAUUCAUGGCUGGCUGGGAAAUUCUGGGAGUUGAAGUCCACAAGUCUUAAAGUGGCCAAGGUUGGACACCCCUGGCUUACAGUAUGUGUUGGGGAAAUAAGUUAACACUGACCCAUAAUGCAUGUCAAACAAUAUCUUUUUUUAACAACAACAAAAUCAUUGAAUCCUGAAUAUUUCCAGAUACUAUUUUGUGCUUUUCCCAAGUAAAAAAACUCUGGGGGAACGUGGCAAGAUUUUCCAAGGCCACUUUCCCCUACAUUUAAAAUUUUUUUUUGACAAGGGAUGAGUAGAGGAUUGGAGAGAUCACCAAUCCGGAAGAUUUCUUUAGGUGCCAAAUACAAUUUCAUCCUGUAAUCUUAUGCAAAACCCACCUUUUGUGCAACUUGGUUUAAAUUUUUAACUUAUUUAUUGUUCCAGAUUUGCCAUCUGGUGCAACCUGCAGAGUCUGGCAGUGUUCAGCAGCAUUAAACAUAAAGGAAAAAGCAGUCUUUAUUAUACUGAAAUAAUUAAUUAUACUGUCUGCUGGGAGGAGGUGAAAAUGAUAAGAUGGUUGUAGUUGCCAUGAUUGAGUCUUAAUUCCUUCCCUGCAGACACCUCUGACUUAUUUACUUAAAUAGAUUAUUACAACUUUUUAAAAAAUCCCCCAAUGAUAUGUGAGCAGUUUUUCUCAACCUCAGCAACAUUACAAAUGGUAGACUUCAAUUCUCAGACAUCCCAGGUGUGCUGGCUGGGGAAUUCUGGGAGUUGAACUCCACACCUCUGACAUUUGCUGAAGCUGAGAAGCCCCUGUAUUUAGAGAAAUACGCUGCUCAGCAGCGAGGGGUGAGUUUUUCAUUUAAUUGAAAAGACCGCUUACAUGAUUUUAAACAGCCUGUAGCCCUGACCCUCUAAGUAAUUCCAUAAUUGUCAUUAACUGUGCAGCCGCUCAUCCAGUGCCAGUUGUGUGCCAAAACUUUUGAAGGAGGGAGGCUGAAACAGAAAUGAGAAGUUCGCUUGAGACAUGCAUUAUUUGCCUUUUCCCCAUGUUUCUUAACAGGAGGAGUUCUAUAGAGGAAAAGAAUUAGGAAUUUAUUGAACAGGCCAAAGAAAAGUGAAUCGCAUCUCAAAUACGUGACUGGAUUCCUCUGAAUCCGAUCACACCCAUCCUACCAAUUAUGGUCGGUCCCCCCCCCCCCCAAUUGGUCAACCGAUCCAAUCACAUUAGACUGCAUACUUUCUUAAGGAUUGACUUUUUAACUAUAUGCACAGGUCUUGGGAAUGCCAGGGACACAGGUUUCAUCCAAAGGGGUCAACGAUUAGAAGGGGUUUCUGUGAUCCACGAAGGUCAAAGAGAGGGCCAAGGGGCAAUGAAUAUGGAGGUCAGAGGUCAGUUCCGGGAAACCUAGCAAUGUGAUGGGUUACUCGAUCAAUGAGGAUGGAGCUGCAGAUCCCACAGCCAUCUCAUGCACUUUGAUCCAAGUUCCCCAAUUGCCUUAGAUGGUAUUCCUCACCCUUGGCAAGGUUCACACUUGUGGAGUUCAGCUCCCAGAAUUUGACCGGGGAAUCCUGGGAGUUGAAGUCCGCCCAUCUUCAAAGUGGCUGAGGUUGAGAAACACUUAGAUACAUCUAUGACCUUACUGAGUUAGCACAAAACACGGAGCAGAGCUCUCGGUGUUACCCACUUAGGAGUUGUUAGAGGUUUUUUUCAGAUAAUUUCUGUUUAUCAUUUUCAGAAAAACAAGCAUAAAUACAACCUCACCUGUAUGUUUGGCAAUAAAAGCAUGUUAAAUUAUUGGGCAGCCAAAGUCAGAAUUUUCCCAGGUUCGAUUAGAGUAUCCUUUGAUUCAAAUCCAUUUUCAACCAUCAUAAUUUACGAGUAAUAUUGUGACCAAUUUAAAAUUCAUUAUAUAAUUCUGGAUGGUUGGGGUUUUUUAAAAAUAAGUAUUAAGGAAACCAUUCCAAGUCCUGCACCAUCAAUCAGUUAAUUGUUUAUUAAUGAAUGAUGUCCCAAUAACUUUUGAAGAUAUAGAACAGAAUAGAAUAACCGAGUUGGAAGGUUCCUUGGAGAUCUUCUAUCCAACUUUCUGCUCAGGCAGGAAACCUAUGCCAUUUCAUACAAAUGGUUGCCCAGGCUCUGCUUAAAAACCUGCAACAUCUGCAUGACUAUAUCCUCAAAAGUUAUUGGGACAUUAUUCAUUUUCAUCCUUCAUUUUACUCUUGUUUGUCUUGUCAUCACCCACUCUAAUGCAAACUCAGAGGAAUAAGGGCAUAUCACGUUUAUAUGUGGGCAUUAGCUUAGUCCUACAGUUGUUUUAAUAAAAUUAGAUACGAGAAGCUCUAGAAAUAAAAUGAGCCGUAACCUAUCAUCACUUUAUGUCAAUAAAUAAAUCCACCGAUUGGAUUUUUAUGGGUAGCAGGGCGUAAUCCUAACUCUUCAGAGCAAUAAACCAACUGAAUCCAAAAAUGAAAUCCUCAACUCCUGUGCAUUUUGAAUCUUCAAGUGAGGAAUUGUUAUUUACAUUCAGAUUUUAGAGUCUAUCGCUAUGGUACAUAUUUAGUUACUCUUAGAAGAUAACUUAAAAGUUAUCUUUGAAAUUCAGAGUAUCUCCUUCUUUCACCCCUCCUUGGCUUUACCCCUCAUUUACUGGAGAUGCAUAAAUGCACAGGACCCUACAAUCGUGUUAUCCUCUCGAAAUGCAGAAAAUUCAUAAGCAAUACCGUGAAUUUUAUUUCACAAACCACAGAGGUACUGUAUAUAUAUAUUUUCCUAAUUCCAAAAUUUUCUAUUUUGAUGCGACAAAAAAAAUUUGUAUAAAAAAUGACAAAAAAAAACACCUCCAGUGGUCCCUCUUUUGAUGAAUAGGACGUUAGCUGGCUGCUUCUUUCUCUCUGUGUAAAUUGUCUUGUCUGCCUGCUCCUUUUUUCGUGGAGAUGCGUUUUUGUAUGGAUGUUUGAGCCCAUGGGAGGCUUCAAGCGACGAUGUAUUUUUCCCACUUGGAAUAUAUUUAACAUAUUUAACAAACCCCAGACAAGGCUUUUUAAAAAAAAACGUAAGAAGAAUUGCAGUGGUAGGUGG